AUGUCCGCUCACGCCGUGCGACUCUCUCGUCUCUUUACGCCAGAAUACGUGAAACGUAUAAAUGCCCAAAUCGUACACCCAGCGCCAUCCGUCCUCGUCAAACCCAACGAGCUAGAAUCGUCCGUCAGUCGGCCGCUCCAGCUGUCUUUCUACGAGCCGGAACGCCCUCCAGCGUAUUUCGCAGCUACUUUGUCGUACGGGAUCAUUAAAGGGCAUCCGUUUAUGGAUGGGAACAAGCGGACUGCCAAUGAAUACCUUCGCGCGAUGGGCAUUCCUGGCCUGGCCGAUGCGGGAAAGGUUGGCGCUGCGUAUGAGUCCGUUGAGAAUAUCGCUCAGCGCCAUAUGGACGUCGCCGCUGGAAAGCUCGGGAUAGAAGGUUUGGCGGGUGGCCAGGGACCCGAUGGCGAUAGUUCGUGA
Coprinopsis cinerea okayama7#130 is the source of this 417-nucleotide messenger RNA. RefSeq lists its product as hypothetical. Lineage: Eukaryota; Fungi; Basidiomycota; Agaricomycetes; Agaricales; Psathyrellaceae. The transcript is spliced from 2 exons. The coding region runs from base 1 to 417 and encodes 138 amino acids. The record is from RefSeq and is a predicted model, not a curated record.